AUGGCAGACAAUUAAGUUCAAAAUUGGGGAGAUUUAUCCUCCGAUGAAGAAAAUGAAAAACCUUAGGCUGAUUCUAAAGCCUAAAAUUAAUAGGGAGCUUAAAAUUAGAGACACAAUUAAUCAUAAUAAGGCUCAUCUGGAAGACAAUAAAGAUAAAGGCAAGAAUAAACUUAGGGACAAGUCGACUUGAAUUAAGAAGGAGAUGAACAUGAUAACAAUAUUAACAAUCCUGAAUAAUCUAAUUAAUAAGGGAACUAUAAUUAAAGAAAUAAUCAAUAAAGAAAAGGAAAUAGAGAUAACAGAGAUAAUAGAGAUAACAGAGAUAAGAGAAACAGAGGAGAUGGUAAUUAUAGAGGGAAUAGAGAUAAUUAGAAGAAUUUUAAAAAUAGAGAUUAUAACAAUAAUGAUAGAUAAGAUAGAAAUGAUAGAAAUGACAGAUAAGACAGAAAUGACAGAUAAGACAGAAAUGAUAGAUAAGACAGAAAUGAUAGAUAAGACAGAAAAUAACAUUAAGAUAGAGAUAAUGCUGGUUUAAUCUUGUAAAAGAAGGAACAAUUGAGCAAUUAUAAUGGAGAUAGUAUAAAUAUAUUAAUUCAUUAUAAAUUUGAUGAAAAUUAAAUAAAAGAAACAUUAAAAGACAUUACAACGAAAAACUUUAUUAUCACAGAAGAUUAAACUAAAUUUGAUGUAGAUAAAGAGAAUGCCCUUAAACUUUUAGAAGUUUACAAACUAUAAAUUGAAUUAGAUGGUAGAAUCCAAAAACUUUAUAUGAGAAUAGGUUCAGAUCAUCACGAUAGAAACAAUUAGGGCAAUAGAGGAGGAUAUCAGAAACAUAAUUAUUAAUAAAGAUAAUAAAAUAACGAUAACUAAAAUGAUUUUGGAAACAGAAACAGAGAUGAAAAAUACUAAAACAAAAGGAAUAAUUUUGAACCUACUAAAAUUUCUAGAAACAUAUCCUCCAAAGUUGAUGAUAAUUAAUAAUAACCUGAAUAACAAUAAUAGUCAUAAACUGAUGCUUAAUAACACUAAGGAGAUCAUUAACAAUAAGACAACUAAAAAUAAGAGAGAAGAGAUGAUAAGACUGUAGGUUAAGAAGAAAAUAAUUAACAACACAUUCCAUAAGAGCAGAAUCAAAGAAGAAAUAAUUACAAAGGGUACGAUAAUUAAAAUAGGGGCUACAACUAAAAUUAUAAAUAAUACAAUAAACACAAUAACUAUGACAGAGAAUAGAACAAUCAAAACUAAGAUCAGGAGGGAUAAAAUAGGGAUGAUUAAAAUUAAUUCAGGAAUAACCAUAACAAUAAUUAUAGAGGAAAUAGAGAUAGACAAUAAUAUAGAAAUUAAAAUGAUGAUCAUGAUUAAGAUGACUAAAAUAAUAGAGAGGAAAGAGAUAACCAAAGAGGAGGUCAAAGAAAUUAUUAAAAUAAUAGGGGGAAUUACAGAAACAAUUACAAUAAAAAUAAUAGAGGAAAUGACAAAGACAAUGAAGUCGAUAAUGAUAAACCUAAUUUUAAUAAGAAUAAUAAUGAUGGAAAUAAUAAUAAUAGAAAUUAUUAUAAUAAUGAUCAGGAUAAUAAUAGAAACUCUAAUAAAGAGCAUUACAAGUAGAGGAAUUACCAUAAUAGAGACAAUCAAGGAUAUGAAACCAAAUAAUAGGGAGGAGAGGAAGAGACUUAAAGAAAAUAGUAUUACAGAGGAAAUUAACAAAAUGAAAUAAAAGAGUUUGCUUUUAGUUCGCAUCAUGAUAAGUAAAAGAAGGAAUCCCAGAAAUCAGCAGUUAAAUCCAACAACAUAUUCGACGCAUUAAAGUGAGUGUACACCAAUAAAUUAAUGUUAUUUGUGUUUUUUGAUACGAUAACCUAACUCGUUA
Messenger RNA from Paramecium tetraurelia, 1870 nucleotides. RefSeq lists its product as uncharacterized. The transcript is spliced from 5 exons. The record is from RefSeq and is a predicted model, not a curated record. NCBI's taxonomy places the organism in Eukaryota, Ciliophora, Oligohymenophorea, Peniculida, Parameciidae.